UUUAUUUCUUGAAUGCUUGCGCAAUUUGUCACUGAUUUUACUUUUCUUUCAUUUUUAUUUUUCAGUGAUGGGGUUUAUGGUUUUGGUUUCUGAGAUGGUUUUAGCCAGAUCCUGGAAAUUACCUCUUACAUAUUCUUCUUUAUUUAGCUUUGAUUUUUUCAAUUAUUUAGCCACAAUCACAUAAUUGUUUUGGUUGGAGAUAAUAUUAGUUCAGUUAGAAUGGAAUCGGCUUAUAGGGCAUGGCUCAAAUCAAGGAAAGAAAGGUUGAUAUCACAGCAUUUAGAUAAGCUUAAUAGAGAGCUUCAGAUGGCUUUAGGCACUGCAAAAUGGCAGUUGGAAGAGUUUGAAAGAGCUGUUUGUCUAAGCUACAGAAAUAAGGGUGAUGAUAUUACAAUCACCCGGCAUAGGGAAUUUGUUUCUGCCAUAGGGUACCAAAUUUAUCGCGUUGAAACAUCAUUGAAUGUGUCACUGAAAGUUGAAGGGAAGAAACCAUUUCGGUGGGUGGAUUUGGACAAGGAAGAAUCUGAUGACUUAGCUCAUUUUCUGUCCGGAACUCCAGGGACAUCACAGACGAUCAAAGAUGGUCGUAUAAAUGUGGGAUCACCAGUCACUAACUCACUUUGUAAAAGUAAUAUAGAGGAAUUAAACAGUCUUGGUUCUCCAGUAAGUACCAAAAUCCCAAAACAGGGUUGGGAAGGAGUUCAUGCAGGUGUUAAGGAUAUAAACUGCUCCGUUGAGCUACAGGAGAGAAAAGUUCGUGACACAGAGGAUGAAAUCAGCAACCGAGCUGAUCAAAGUAUUAGUACUCUAAGAGCUUGGAGUUCGCCAGACGGGAACACUUUGGAGAUAGUUGUUGAUAUGGAUGAUGGAGAAACCAAUGAAUUAAUUGAAGCAAUGCCUAAAGAGGAAGGUUCAAAACCUUUGAUUUGGAAGUCAAGGGGUGAUAUAUUUUGUAGAGCUAAAGAAGUGAAAAGCCACACUCAAAUGAAAUUGAUAAAUUGGAUAAAUAAUCACUUUAGAGGGCGCCAGGGAAAUCAAAGACAACGUCUAUCACCAGGGGUGCCAGUUAAAUCUCUACGUUUCGUACUAGCUUUGAUGCUAACCAUUUUUUUAUUUGUCCCCUUCGUGCUCCACUCAACUUAAGCCUUGCUGAAGUACCAUGUCUAAUAGAGGUCAUGGAGUAGGAAUAGUGAUGGGUUAGGGACGGCUUCUUUAGUUCAACUGUGGAUAAACAUGGUGGAGGUCCGAGAUUUCCCAGUUUGAGGUACAUCUCAGAGGCAUAUCUCUGAGAAUAUAGAUUGUAAAACAUGCAGCAUCCGAUCUUGGACAGAAAACGAACAUCUGAGACGGCUGUUGUAUAGUUGUGUGCAAAAUGGUGGUGUGAGUUCUUCAGCCUUGAGUUCACAAGAAAAGCGUGUAAAUGCUUCUUAUUGAUGAUGCAGACAAGACAUCCUUAACUGUGAUAAUAGUAUGUAGAUAGGUUGAUUGAUUUAGACAACCUUGAGUUUACAAUCAACUUUUAUCA
Salvia splendens (bonfire salvia) is the source of this 1525-nucleotide messenger RNA. RefSeq lists its product as uncharacterized. The transcript has 6 exons. The record is from RefSeq and is a predicted model, not a curated record. NCBI's taxonomy places the organism in Eukaryota, Viridiplantae, Streptophyta, Magnoliopsida, Lamiales, Lamiaceae. The coding region runs from base 220 to 1143 and encodes 307 amino acids. Gene Ontology annotation, cellular component: membrane. Gene Ontology annotation, biological process: Golgi vesicle transport.